UGUUUGCUGGCGGUUUGACUGUGGACACAAAAAACUGCGAAAUCCAGGAGAAGGACAGCGCCCAGAAUAACUGUAAACCUCUGCAAACUGCGGCCGGCGCCGUGUUGAAAUGGGACUGCGGUCGUCUCCUCCGGGUGGUCGGGCGUUCAGACAGAGGACAUGUCCUUCAGUUUGUUAAAGCCACAGUGCUCCACUCUUCGAGCAUGCCACAGCAGUGAUAAUAUCUCCAACAGCACUGUUUGAUCCAAGAGAAACGUGCCUUGUAAGGAAGCAGGAUGUUCACAGGCUCCACCAAACUGCCACCCACUAAAACCCCCCAGCCCGAGCGGCUGGAUGAAGUGUACGCUGCCUUACGCAGAGGCUUACAGUCGUACCUGCAGGUCCACCAGCUGGAGCUGGACAGUCUGGGUCAGCAGAUCAGAGAAAACAAGAGGAACGGUCGCUUGGGGUCUUUGUAUGAGUUGGAUAAGCAAGUGAAAGCCAUAGAGAGGUUCAUGCGUCGCUUGGAUUUCCACCUCAGCAAGGUCGAGGAACUGUACGAUGCUUAUUGUAUACAGCGCCGACUGCGUGAUGGAGCGAGUAAGAUGGUGGCAGCGUUUAACUCGGCCACUGGCAGCAGGGAGGCCAGAGAGAGUCUGAGUGAAGCCAACAAGGGCUACAGGGAAUGUACAGAGCACAUGUGCUCACUUGAGAGUGAAAUAGAAAGCCAAAUGGGAGAAUUUCAUGUCAAGAUGAAGGGCCUGGCUGGAUUCGCACGGCUGUGUGCCGGUGACCAGUAUGAGGUCCUCAUGCGCUAUGGAAGGCAGCGCUGGAGGCUACGAGGCCGCGUGGAAGUCAGCAACAAGCAGAUCUGGGACAGCGAGGAGUACGUUUUCUUGCCUCUUAUCACAGAACUGCUAUCAAUCAAGGUGACGGAGCUGAAGAGCCUGGCCAAUCACGUGGUGGUGGGCAGCGUGUCCUGCGAGAUGCUCGAUCUGUUCUGCCCCCUCCCCCAGACGCUUGCUGUGGAUAUCAACGACCUCGGGACGGUGAAACUGAACCUGGAGGUCACCUGGAGUCCGUUUGAUAAGGAUGACCAGACUUGCUCCACCAGCACAGUUUCUAAACGGCUUCUGUCCAAUCAGAGCCCUCCGGACACGCCCUCUAUGCGAGAGCAGGUGUUCUAUUCUCUGCUGAAGCGUCAGGGUGAAAUGGAGAAUGGAACGGUCUGGUCCAACUCCUCUGAGUCCUCCGAUGACUCCUCCAGUCCGGCUCUGGCUCAUCACACUCAGAGGCUGACGGCCUCCAACAUGCUGCAAACCACUCUCACCACUCAGCUGUCGUUCACGCCGCACAAGUCCAGCGCGUCAACGCCGUCGCUCUUGUCCAACCAAGAGGAGGACGAGACGGAAGCCGGCGAGGUCUUCUCUCAGACAGACGCUGUGCCCAACGGCCAUCUGCAGACUUCCUGCUCUCACAGCCUCGUCAGAGGGAGCAGCCCAGACUGUACCGCGACUGACAGAGCAUCUGUCCAGUCAGAGGACCUCUCAGAAACCUCAGCAGACGGGAGCAGCUCAUGCCCCGAUGUCUCCUGUGUACCUCCUGUGUUGUUGGUGGAAAGUGCAGAUGUGUCUGCAGAGGUGGUGAAGGAUCUUCCAUAUGAGGAUUCAUCAGUAAAGACUGAAGCAAUAACAGAAAACAACACAGCUGAAGCAGCAGAGGGACGCCAAGUAGAUCAAAGUCAGCCACCUGAGUCCGUCCAGGAGUUAAACCAACCAGAAGAUGCUCCAACGGUUCCUUUUCCUACUUCUAUUAGUUUCACUCAAGAAGUUGAGACGGCUCUUGAAAGUUUUGACUUUCUCAACUGCUCUGAUCUUGAUGAAGAGGAAGAGGAGGGGGAAGAUGAGGAAGAACAGACAGAUGAGCAACAACAAAAAGAUGAGCAACGACAAAAAGACGAGCAGCAAGAGACAGAUGAGCAACAACAAAAAGAUGAGCAACAACAGAGAGAUGAGCAACAGGAAGAUGAAAAACAAGAAGAAGAUGAAAAACAGGUGGAUGAACAGCUGCAGAAAGUGGAGGAACAACAGGUGCAGAAAGGAGAGAAAGAAGAGCUGGAUAAGAAAUCUGAAGAGGACCAAAACCAAAUGGAAGAGGAGAAAACAGAGGAAGAGGAAAAGAAUGUGGAGAUCUUCUACUCUGGAGGAAGUGAUGAGGAGGAGGCAGGCAGUCUUGAGAUCCUUAUGGAGGCUCCAGAAGGGUUUAGGAACUCAGAUGAAGAUCGUUUCUCAGAAUCACAGGAGUCGAGUGUGGGUGAUGUGCAGGAUUUGGGUCAGAUUGAAGUUCCUGAGGAGAAGGAGGAGCACAGCGAGGACAAGGGAGAUGGACAACACGGAGAGGAACCAUCACAUGAUCAGGAGGAGCGUCCCUCCACUCCCAGCCAUUUGGCCACUACUGUCUUCUGAUGACGCAGUGGAACCACGCUGAAUCCAUUUCUCCCACUCUGAAUUACUGGUGCCAUCUCUCACUUACACUGCGGGACCGGAGGCCUUGAGGAUGUUUCACUUAUUGCUCAGACAAACAAGCUCUUCCGUUAUGGCGGAGUUUGUGCACACAUUUGCCUUGUUCUGAACAAGAACGCUAAACCUCAAGGUUGUCGACUGACAGUCCGACAGUAAUCAUUCUUUUGACAUUUCAUCAUGUUGCCUGGAUUAGAGGUGGAGUCAGUGAUUCUAAUCUGAUGCAUUUUUUUGUCAAAUUUAGUGAAAAUUUCCUCAUGGUGUGCUGUCUGUCUGUUUAGUACAGUGUUUGUACACAGCCCUGCCUCUGUAAAUGAGAAACAAAGUGACUUGGAUGGAUCCAAAGCACUAUUCUAGGACAGGAUGAAGUGGGGCUGUGGGAGUGAGAGUGACGGUUAAUAUGCUAACAAGCUAAAUGUCAACAAUCGUUCUCCAGAAUUGCAGACUCCACCUUUAAAGCGCGACGCCACUUAAGUUUACACUUUGAUCAACUGCUCCUGUCAUGUGAAAAAUCUGUGUCCAAAAUGUCAGCAUUUCAGGAACAGCUAUAAGAGCGGCCUUGUUUUUGGCUUUAUUACAGUGCUUUUUAUUUUCAAAGUAAUCAUUUUGAAAUGGUUUUAUAAGUUCAAGUUUGUCUUUUCAAUUUACAGUGAAGCAUACAAUCAGUUACUGAGCUGCGUUACAAAGAUAUCAGUAUUUGUGGAUAUGAAAAACUCCAGAGGUUAUGAGUGACAGUGUUGAAUCGGUGUACAGCCCACAGCUCUUUCCUUGUUAGAGGCAAAUACUUCAUGAGCAUGUGAUGUUUGUCUGGGGACAUUGAGUCAUUUCCAAACCAGGAAUGUACCCUGAAAACGAAGAGGACCAUUCAUUUUAGGCAUCAGAGACAGUUAAUGAGAAAAUUUACGCUUGGAUUUAAUGUUCAUAGCCGUACCUGAAUGAACAUGUCGUUAUGUAAACACUUGAGAGGUAGAAGUUUCUCUUCAGAACUCGUUCUGGUUAAACCAGAGAACAAUCUGCAGUGUGGAACUAUAUUUAAACCUGCAUGUGUAGCUGCCUCACGCUGCCAGCAUGUCUGUAUAAAAAGCUCAACUGAUAAGUGUGUAAGCUAGGCUCCGCUCCAAGGAAGCCGUCUGAUCUGUAACUGUGUCCAAAAGCUGCCUCGAGGGGGCGCUAUAGUCUUUCAGCGUCAUGCUUCACAUGUUUCUUCAAAAGCCUCGUCAUUCAGAAAGUGCCUCAAGUGACAAGAGAUGUAAGGAUUUAAAAUGCCAUGACAGGAGAGAUCAGGCAAAAGAUGACAGUGUUUAUUUUCGGAAUUACUUUGAGUGUGCACAAUAAGAGAUAUUUACUGUUUCAUAUAAAGAAUUGUAUAUGUCUUCAAAUGUUUAUGUUCAGAAAUGUUUAAACUUUAUAAAGGUUUCUUUAAAAUUAA
Molecule: messenger RNA, 3927 nt
Organism: Amphiprion ocellaris (clown anemonefish)
Lineage: Eukaryota; Metazoa; Chordata; Actinopteri; Pomacentridae
Product: rho family-interacting cell polarization regulator 1-like
Exons: 17
Coding region: 276-2444 (722 amino acids)
Source: RefSeq, a predicted model, not a curated record